AUUUUUUAUUAAUAAGAACAAUAGGACAAUUCCUUUAUUCUUCUUUAAAGAUUGUUAUUUAAAUAGCACGCAAAUAUCCUUAUAUACAUUGUAUAAUAAACCAUAUAAUCAUCAUGUCUGUUGCAAAUGCCCUACCUGUCGAAAUACUCACUUGGGUCGACCAAUAUUUGACUUUCCAUCAACGUUACACAUGUCUCUUUGUGUGUCGGUCGUGGUACACAACCUUUCGUGCCUUGUUGGUCUCAACCGUCGUUCUCUGGCACACAGACCAGCUGGUCAGCUUCUUACGCGUUCUCUCGGACUCUGGCCAUGAAAAAGAAGAAAUCGGUUUCUAUGUGUCCCACUUGACGAUUCAUGACGAUGUGCGGAUCAGACAUCACCAAUUCCAACAGCUCAUGGCGCUAUGUCCAAGAAUCGGCUCAGUUUACAUGGGCUCGCGUCUCAGACAAACCCUGUUUCGACACGGUCACCUCAAUGACGCUUCUCUACAGGCCCUGUUGACGUCAAAAAGAGUGGGGCGACUUGCAUUGGGGCUCCCCCAGUUCAAGGCCUUGUGUGGGGCCCCGCAUGCGGCCGCAUUCACAGGUGCACUGAGGCACCUGAUGCUCGACUGUGGCAGAACGUCGCUUGAAGACCUCGAAUUGAUCCAUUCAGCCUGCCCUUUGCUCGAGUCUCUUAAGCUGGCCAUGGCUGAUCUCUCGUGCCGUCCGGACCUGGAAGCUGCGCAGGAAGCAAUUGUCGAAACAGCUCGGCCAUGUGGGCUGCGUCGAUUGUCGAUUCAGCGGGAUGUCUAUGGGCGAUGGAAGAAUCCUGACCGAUGGCUGUCGUACUUUGCAGCAGCCUAUCCGAGACUACAGCUGCUUGAGAUUCAGACCAGCCAGGGUAGCAAAACCGAAUGGCUGUCAGAUAUCCGACUGUCUUUGAUAGAGAAUGCUGCCCGCACGCUGGCAUACGGCUGUACUGAGCUCAAGACGAUUAGUAUCAACGGCCCAUGGUCUUGGAUGGUCUUACAGGCGCUCAGUAGAGCCAGAACCCCACUCACAGAGUGCAGUCUUGAAGAGUACACAGGAGAGCUUUAUGCAAACAGUGUUUCUAUUCUCUCUAGCCAACCCCAGAGCCAGAUCAGCCGGCUAGCCUUAAAGAUCCGUGGAUUGUGUGGUGCAGAUCGGCUGUGUAGUUAUCUUAUAGGACUACCACUCGCACAUCUUGUUCUCACAAGCACAGAUCGGAUCCACAUAUCCUCAAAUACCUUGCUCGACAAUUGUCCAUCUCUCAUCACUCUUAGUCUUGAGCAUAUAUCCCUGUCAAUUCCUCAUUUAUUCAACUCCUCAAACUCUUCCAGGUCUUCCAACUCCUCCAACCUAUCACCCCUUGUUUCUCUCGUGUCUCUAUCAAUAAAAUACGCAGAUUUAAAUGUACUUUCAUUUGAGUACCUUGGUCAGCGAUGUCCAAACAUAUCCAAUCUUGUGUUGGACUCCUGCUGUGUGUCCGGAAAGGAUGAAUACACCCCAGGACCGUUUCAGCUCAACUGGUCACACCACCGGCUCCACUCACUCCACAUCAGCAAUCUGACCACUGCCCAGCCCGCCUUUCCUUCAAAACCAACUCGUCUACCAGUGCGGUCUUUUCACAUGAUCAUGCAAACCCAGACACCGGUUGAAACACCUACACAAUCCAGGUAUGUCAAGGAACAAUGGUACACGGUAGAAACCAAGGGACACCCACAAUUUGUCCAAGACCGGUCUCAGUGGACUCACUCUGACAAGGAUGCCGGCUGGAUGGUCGAACCUGCGUUUGUAUUUGAGACAAUUGGACAUGUCAGGCCGUGCCUUCCUAUUCAGGAAUGCCAACCAAACCACAUAUCAUUCUCGUCCUAUUCCCUAGCCUUUCUUUACAUUAAUCAUCGAUGGCUUAGUCUUUUGGACUUACCUUCCACAAAAUAA
Phycomyces blakesleeanus NRRL 1555(-) is the source of this 1943-nucleotide messenger RNA. RefSeq lists its product as hypothetical. The transcript has a single exon. The record is from RefSeq and is a predicted model, not a curated record. Gene Ontology annotation, molecular function: protein binding. NCBI's taxonomy places the organism in Eukaryota, Fungi, Mucoromycota, Mucoromycetes, Mucorales, Phycomycetaceae. The coding region runs from base 114 to 1943 and encodes 609 amino acids.